CUUUCUCCUUGAUUUGGCGACUUAAGCCCUGCCACUCUCGUGCUGUGUUUGGUUGCGAAGAAAAUUUCGGAAUGGACCUUCGUUCUUUUAGCUGUGAACUGUUUGAUUGUCUGUAAAAUUUACAAGGAAUCAUUGAAACGAAGUGUUGUCAAGUGAAACAGAGUUGUGGAUUAGUUAUGCAACAAAGAAAGAGAUGGGAUUCGCCAGAAAGGAGUACGAGUUUUUGAGCGAGAUCGGGCUGAGUUCGCGCAAUUUGGGGUGUUACAUCAAUGGAGGUUGGAAAGCCCAUGGUCCUGUGGUAUCUACUUUGAAUCCUGCGAACAAUCAGACAAUAGCUGAAGUUGUAGAGGCAUCCACUGAAGAUUAUGAGGAAGGCAUGCAGGCUUGCAGUGAAGCUGCUAAAGUGUGGAUUCAGGUUCCUGCUCCCAAGAGAGGUGAGAUCGUUAGACAGAUAGGAGAAGCAUUGAGAUCUAAACUACAGGAACUUGGCCGUCUUGUUUCACUGGAAAUGGGAAAAAUUCUUCCGGAAGGAAUUGGGGAAGUUCAAGAAAUUAUUGACAUGUGUGAUUUUGCUGUGGGGUUAAGCAGGCAACUUAAUGGAUCAGUAAUACCUUCAGAACGUCCAAACCAUAUGAUGUUGGAGAUGUGGAAUCCCCUUGGAAUAGUUGGUGUGAUUACAGCUUUUAACUUCCCAUGCGCUGUUCUUGGAUGGAAUGCAUGCAUUGCGCUUGUCUGUGGUAACUGUGUUGUUUGGAAAGGUGCUCCAACAACUCCGUUGAUCACCAUAGCAAUGACAAAGCUAGUGGUUGGGGUUCUAGAGAGGAAUAACUUACCUGGUGCUAUAUUUACAUCAUUUUGUGGUGGUGCUGAAAUUGGUCAAGCAAUAGCAAAAGAUACGCGCAUUUCUCUGGUUUCAUUUACAGGGAGUUCAAAGGUUGGUCUAAAAGUGCAACAAACGGUGAAUGAAAGAUUUGGAAAAUGUUUGCUUGAACUAAGCGGAAACAAUGCUAUAAUUAUCAUGGACGAUGCAGACGUCCAGCUGGCUGCUCGCUCUGUGCUGUUUGCUGCUGUUGGCACCGCUGGUCAACGAUGCACAACAUGUCGUAGGCUGCUCCUUCACCAAGGCGUAUAUCAGAGGGUACUUGAUCAGCUCCUUGAUGCAUACAAACAAGUCAAAAUAGGUGAUCCAUUGGAAAAAGGUACCUUGCUUGGACCAUUGCAUACUCCAGAGUCACGGAAGAACUUUGAGAAGGGAAUAGAGGUCAUCAAGUCUCAGGGAGGAAAGAUUCUAACUGGUGGUUCAGUUAUAGAAUCUGAGGGCAACUUCGUGCAGCCCACAAUAGUUGAAAUUUCUUCAAAUGCAGAUUGUGUUAAAGAAGAGCUGUUUGCUCCUGUUCUCUAUGUAAUGAAAUUCCAGACUUUAAAGGAAGCAAUUGAAAUAAACAACUCAGUACCUCAAGGAUUAAGUAGUUCUAUCUUCUCCCGCAGACCUGAAGUUAUCUUCAAGUGGCUUGGGCCAGAAGGAAGUGACUGCGGUAUUGUAAAUGUAAAUAUACCAACCAAUGGUGCUGAAAUUGGUGGUGCUUUCGGUGGUGAAAAAGGUACAGGGGGUGGUCGUGAAGCAGGAAGCGACUCCUGGAAGCAGUACAUGCGGCGCUCUACUUGUACAAUCAACUAUGGAAAUGAGUUGCCGCUUGCACAAGGAAUCAAUUUCGGCUAGUUUCAUGGGGUCAAGAGCUGCUUGUCUCCAGUGCAGGGUCUUGUCUAUCCGCCCAAGACUUCUAUGCUCCCGAGUCUCAAUUCACUCUGGUUCAGAUUACAGUUACAUAAAAGAAGCAUCGAUGACACGGCAACAAUAAAGGCAUGCAUCUUGACUCUUUACUCUAUAUUUGAGUUCUUGAAAUGGAUUUUAUUUACGAACCUCCCAACGGAAUGCCGAUACUACAUUCGUGUUUUGUUAUGUGUAACUGAACGUUUUACUAAUCGAAUUCGCCAUCCGUUUUGUUGAA
Messenger RNA from Tripterygium wilfordii, 2009 nucleotides. RefSeq names its product aldehyde dehydrogenase family 7 member B4. The transcript has 16 exons. The record is from RefSeq and is a predicted model, not a curated record. Gene Ontology annotation, molecular function: aldehyde dehydrogenase (NAD+) activity. The coding region runs from base 194 to 1720 and encodes 508 amino acids. NCBI's taxonomy places the organism in Eukaryota, Viridiplantae, Streptophyta, Magnoliopsida, Celastrales, Celastraceae.